Molecule: messenger RNA, 912 nt
Organism: Nematocida major
Lineage: Eukaryota; Fungi; Microsporidia
Exons: 1
Coding region: 1-912 (303 amino acids)
Biological process (GO): positive regulation of transcription by RNA polymerase II; negative regulation of transcription by RNA polymerase II
Molecular function (GO): zinc ion binding; RNA polymerase II cis-regulatory region sequence-specific DNA binding; DNA-binding transcription factor activity, RNA polymerase II-specific
Source: RefSeq, a predicted model, not a curated record
AUGCCAGAGAGAACAAGACGAGAAAUAGAUAAUCAAAUGGGCAAUAUCAAUGAACACUCGGAAGAAUUAAAUGAUGACCAAGAGAUAAUAGACUAUACAAUAGACGAAUACACAAACAGGCCAAUUUAUCAGAAGAAGUACCAUCCACAGGACGCAUAUGCUUUCAACGAGGAGUAUGAAAGAGAGAAGCAUCCGUGGGGAAGUGCUCCAGGAAUGUUCAAGGAGUUCCGAAAAGACAGCUACAGGCCGGAGGAGUACAGACAGGACGUCUACAGACAGGAGGAGUACAGGCCCGAGGGCUACAUGCGCGACAACUGGAGGCAGUGGGACGAAAGGCCUGAGGGAGGCGACCCGCAGUGGAUCAAAAAGGAGAAGAAGGCCAAGAAAGAGGAGGCCUCGACCCGAAAAAAGUCGAAGUUUCGCGUGUGCACGAACUGCGGAACGACCACAACUCCAGCCUGGAGAAGAAGCACAAACAACAAAAUUCUCCUGUGCAAUGCAUGCGGGCUGUACCAAAGGCUCCAUGGAAGCGACAGGCCCUUCAGUGUUAUGCCCGAUGGAAAAACAAAAGCCAUUAAGAAUAACAUAGAAAAGGGCGUUUGUCGGGGAUGUGGCGUGUCACAGGCGCCUUUGUGGAAGAGAGGGCAUAAUAACGAGUGGCUAUGCAGCUCCUGCGGCCUUCUGUACAACAGAAGAGAACGGCCGGAAGAGUAUUCCCAGGAGUGGCCAGAGUACUCGCAGGACGAGCCGUGGAAGUACAACGAGGAGUAUCAGGAGUACCCAGAGUGGCACCAGAAGGAGCGAGAUCAGGCAAUGCAGUAUCACUACGAGGAAAAGGAUGCAGAGGCAUACUUUGCAGACAACCGCUUUAGAGAAUACUCGAAUUAUUACGGCCAGGAGAAGAGAAGGUAA